Messenger RNA from Protopolystoma xenopodis, 384 nucleotides. NCBI's taxonomy places the organism in Eukaryota, Metazoa, Platyhelminthes, Monogenea, Polystomatidea, Polystomatidae. The record is from the annotation of a GenBank genome assembly.
AUGUUUUACACGCAGAAUGGCGUGUCGCGUGUUGAAUGGGUGGAAGGGAGCAACACUUUGACGCGACUGACAAGUAGCCAGCAACGUUGGGGAUUCGACAGCGCGGCUAGAGCGUUAUCCAUUCGAGUUGAUGCGUGCAAAGCAGGCAAGUUGAGUGCAGAUUCUUACGUACAAGUCCCACCUUUGUCGAUCGACUUCUUUGUACGAACCUACAGACGGCAUGGAGUAGCUUCCAUUUGUGAUAUCGCCAGUGCCUCGACAGAGCGUCACCAACACAGAAUUGGCCAGCACUGUUUGACAGUCUGCUCACCGAGAGACUCUAGACCGUGUAGCUCUUUUGUGUGCGCGUGUGUCUCUUUAUACCUGCAUGUCUGUCUUAGUUAG